AUGCCGGGGCCGUUUCUGGAGGACGCUCUUCCCCUCCACCAUAUGCCAGUGGUCACUAUUGCAGGUGCUGUGGGCGUGGUGAAGAAUAAGACACAUGAGAUCCCUGCCACCAUGGAACUUAUACUUGUGGGGACCAAUGGCAACGCCCCGGGCCCGGGGCUCCACUCCCGGCAGAAGCUGACCCACUGCCCGGCCGGGCUUCCGGGCGGAACCGGAAGUCGCCAGCGGCGGCCAAUGGGGGCGCCGAGGGGCGGGUCUCGCGAGAAGCCAGACUGCUCGGCGCCGCCCUGCCCGGACGCGCCCGCCCGCUACUGCGCGCCCGCCGCGCUGACCGCGCUGGCGCUCGUCGGCCUGGGCGUGGGCGCCGUCAAGGCCAACGUCACGCCCUUCGGCGCCGACCAGGUUAAAGACCGAGGUCCAGAAGCCACAAGAAGAUUUUUUAAUUGGUUUUAUUGGAGCAUUAAUCUGGGAGCAAUCAUUUCGCUGGGAGGCAUUGCCUACAUUCAGCAGAACGUGGGCUUCGUGACCGGCUACCUCAUCCCAGCGGUCUGCAUCGGGGUGGCUUUCCUGGUCUUCCUCUGUGGCCAGAGCGUCUUCAUCACCAAGCCGCCCGAUGGCAGUGCCUUCACGCAUGUGUUCAGGAUACUGGUGUAUUUGUGCCGUCCCCAGAAGCGGAUCGGAGAGCACGGUCACAGUGGUGAAGGCGUUGGAGCCCUUCAGCACCCUUCUAAACACAGUCUGUUUGAUUCAUGUAAGAGGUCUCGCGGAGGGCCGUUUACGGAAGACACGGUGGACGACGUGAAGGCCCUUGUGAAGAUCGUCCCCGUCUUCUUGGCUUUGAUACCCUACUGGACCGUGUACUUCCAAAUGCAGACAACGUAUGUUCUGCAGAGUCUUCACCUGAAGAUUCCGGCAAUUUCCAGCCUCACGGCCACUCCUCACACGUUCCCGGCGGCCUGGCUGACCAUGUUCGACGCGGUUCUCAUCCUGCUGUUAAUUCCCUUGAAGGAUAAACUGGUUGAUCCCAUUCUGCGAAGAAAUGGCCUACUCCCAUCAUCCCUAAAAAGGAUUGCCGUUGGAAUGUUCUUUGUGAUGUGCUCUGCUUUCGCUGCAGGAAUUUUGGAAAGCAAAAGGCUGGACCUUGUUAAAGAGAAAACCAUUAACCAGACCAUCGGAAGAGUCGUGUAUUACGCUGCCGACCUGCCCAUAUGGUGGCAGGUCCCACAGUACGUGCUGAUUGGCGUCAGUGAGAUCUUUGCAAGUAUAGCAGGUCUAGAGUUUGCCUACUCGGCGGCCCCCAAGUCCAUGCAGAGCGCCAUCAUGGGCUUCUUCUUCUUCUUCUCUGGCGUCGGCUCGUUCGUGGGCUCUGGACUGUUGGAGCUGGUGUCCAUCAAAGCCAUCGGCUGGAUGAGCAACCACACAGACUUCGGGAACAUUAACGGCUGCCAUCUGAACUAUUACUUCUUCCUCCUGGCUGCUAUCCAGGGAGCCACCCUCCUGCUGUUCCUCGUCGUGUCUGUGAGGUACGACCGUCAGCGGUCCCGGGCCAUCGGUGCGCCCGCCGGCAGGAGGACCUGACGGCCCCGAGGCCGCGUCCACAGGACGGAGGGGGGCCGUGCACCGCGCCGGCCGGGCCUGGGGACUCGUGGUCGCCGUGCAGGGGCGGCCCCUUCUUCCCUUCCCUUCUCCCAGAUGAGCUGGGUAAGUGCCUUUCCGUGGUUUCCCUCCGGGGGCAGAAGCGGAGCCCCGCGGACGGGGACCCGCGGCGGAGCCGACCAGGGCCCAAGACCGCGUGUCUGGUCCGCAUCCUGGCACUGGUAGCAGACGCUGUGGCCUCCUGCCCAUGGACCGCAUCCUCUCGCUUUGUUUCCUUGUGCUGAGAAGCAUCCGCUCAACCUUGAACGGGAGGGCUUUUCGGGAGACAAGAACGUGGGCAGGUGCCGCAAGGACUUGGUGCGAAGGUCACGUCCGCGGUUUCGCUCGUAAGCCGCCGAGCUCGCCAGUGCUGGGUUCUUCCGUGGCGAAUGUGUUUUAUCCGCGGCUUCAGAAACUUACUUUUAAACCGUUGAUGAUUGUUUUCUCACGAAAGAACGUGCGUCGAGAAACAUUGAAGGCCAUGUGACCCGUCUCAGGCGAGCAGGCGCCCUGAGGGGGUGAGAGCCUUGCGUCGUCUGUCCUGAUGUGUCAUCCCAUUCUGGGCGCCGUCGAGGGCGAAGACUGGUCACCAAGACGGUCGGGGAGCCUCACUCCGAGCGGAACUCGAGAUUCAAGGCCGCCGGCAGUGUUAAAUGUCCCGAGCGUGCUUGAACCGUUGGGCGGUCUGUGUCGUUGUUUAACGUGGCUGUGAGGGUUCUAAUUUUGUUAAAUAAACUACUCUUUCUUUGUUGCUGUAUCUCUGGCAUAACCUUAUUAUAAAAAGCGCCUCAAACGUGGGACCCAGUAA
This is a messenger RNA of Herpailurus yagouaroundi (jaguarundi), 2443 nucleotides long. RefSeq names its product solute carrier family 15 member 4 (gene SLC15A4). Gene Ontology annotation, cellular component: membrane. Gene Ontology annotation, molecular function: transmembrane transporter activity. The transcript is spliced from 10 exons. Gene Ontology annotation, biological process: oligopeptide transport; transmembrane transport. Bases 1 to 1578 code for a protein of 525 amino acids. The record is from RefSeq and is a predicted model, not a curated record. NCBI's taxonomy places the organism in Eukaryota, Metazoa, Chordata, Mammalia, Carnivora, Felidae.